AUGGCAAAGAUACAUCCUAAGGCAGAAGCAGCAGCCAUGGCAGUUGAGCUUCAGACAACAACAACAUCCUGUUCAUCACAGAGGCCACAAGAAGCCUUCACUGUCUGGAUGAAGUCCCUUGUCAUAAAUGGCAAUGGCUGCACUGUUUUCGACUCCGCCGGCCGCCUCGUUUUCCGAGUCGAUAAUUACCAGACUAAAUGCUGCAAAGAAGCCCUGCUCAUGGAUUGCACUGGUCAAGUCCUCUUCUCCAUCAAAACACAGAAGAAAGCACUUGUCAACAAAAGUUGGCGAAUACACAAAUGGAUAGACUCGAAGAAUGUCACCGAGAAAGGGGAGUGGUUUGAAGUGAGGAGAAAGUCGGGGCUUUUCAGGAGAGACAUUACUUGUCAUGCCACUUUAGGAUGUAAUAGAGGAGAAGUGACAACAAUGUUGUCCAUAUAUACCAUUGAAGGGAUUCGAGGAAAAUCAACAGUUAAAAUUCACGAUGGGACCGGCCGUGUUUUAGCAGAGAUGGUGCAAAAACAAGUCAAGGACGGUGUAUGUUUAGGAGAUGAUGUGUUGUCCCUAACUGUGGAACCACACGCUGAUCGAUCCCUAAUCAUGGCUCUAGUCCUCGUCUACGCUAUGAUCAACCAAAAAAUGUGAAUUCAUAGCUCACAAAAAUGUUUAUACGAUUUUUUUAGUUUAUACAAUAGAAGAGAAAUGAAAACAUAUUCGAAAAAUGUAUAAUAUAGAAGAGAUUCUUACAUACACA
Andrographis paniculata is the source of this 754-nucleotide messenger RNA. Its product is annotated as protein LURP-one-related 11-like. The transcript has 2 exons. The record is from RefSeq and is a predicted model, not a curated record. Lineage: Eukaryota; Viridiplantae; Streptophyta; Magnoliopsida; Lamiales; Acanthaceae. Bases 1 to 645 code for a protein of 214 amino acids.